Molecule: messenger RNA, 1196 nt
Organism: Dreissena polymorpha
Lineage: Eukaryota; Metazoa; Mollusca; Bivalvia; Myida; Dreissenidae
Product: tigger transposable element-derived protein 4-like
Exons: 1
Coding region: 33-1196 (387 amino acids)
Cellular component (GO): nucleus
Molecular function (GO): DNA binding
Source: RefSeq, a predicted model, not a curated record
UAGAGCGAUUCAAAAAUCGGCACGGCCUGUGUAUGAAGAAAAUCAGCGGAGAAGCAAACUCCGUAGACAAGACCGAUGCAGCGUACACCAUGUGGCAGUCCCGGCUACAGACUAUCCUAGAGACUUACACUGCCGACGACAUUUUCAACGCCGACGAGACGGCCAUUUUCUACAGGGCACUGCCAGAGAAGACUUUAGAGUUUAAGUCAAUAGCGUGUCACGGCGGAAAGGCAAGCAAGGAACGGCUGUCGGUCAUGGUCUGUGCCAAUAUGAGCGGCACAGAAAAGUUGCCUCUGCUGAUCAUCGGCAAGUCCCUGAAGCCUCGCUGUUUUCGGAGCAUCCAUCAUCUACCGACCACCUACCGGGCAAACAAAAAGGCGUGGAUGACGUCACACGUGUUCACCGAAUGGCUGAGGACCCUCGACGAGAAGAUGUUCCGAAAACGUCGCAAGAUCGCCAUGAUUGUAGACAACUGCCCCGCCCACCCGGACGUCUCAGACCUGAAGGCUAUACGUCUCGUCUUCUUGCCACCAAACACCACCAGCAUCACGCAGCCGAUGGACCAGGGCGUGAUCAAGAACCUCAAGAUCCACUACAGAAAACGUGUUGUUUCCAAGAAGCUGGUGGCCAUUGAGAACAACAACACGGUGGUCAUUACCGUCCUGGACGCAAUGUUCAUGCUCAGAGAAGCCUGGGAUAGAGUCACACCAGCGACUAUUGCUUACUGCUACAAACACGCCGGUUUCAGCGCAGACCCGACGGCAAUCAACGAGUUGGACUCGGACCAGGAAGACCCCGAGGACGACAUCCCACUGGCACAGCUGAUCCUUGCCUAUGGUUCUUCAGUCAACAUCAGCGAGUUCGUCGACUUCGACAGGGAUCUCACCUCGACAGAAUCACUGACGGAUUCCGACAUCAUCAGCGACGUCAUCAAUUCCAAGACAGCACCAACCGAUGAGUCCGACGAAGAUGAUAAGGAUCCUGCACCAGUGCCUGUCACUGCGAGCGAGGCACUGAAGGCAUGUGACUUAAUCAGGCGCUAUCUUCAGCAGAUCUCUUGGCACUCCGACGGCCAGAGGAAGGCCGCCGACGUGGAAUUGAUUGUUCAGAGACAAUUUCUGCAGAGUGUCUGUUCUAAGCAGAAGGGCAUAACUGAAUUCUUCAAGCCUGUAUCUAGAUCUGGGGAUGUUGAGUAA